Molecule: messenger RNA, 602 nt
Organism: Acaromyces ingoldii
Lineage: Eukaryota; Fungi; Basidiomycota; Exobasidiomycetes; Exobasidiales; Cryptobasidiaceae
Product: Sm-like ribonucleo protein
Exons: 3
Coding region: 86-448 (120 amino acids)
Biological process (GO): RNA processing; spliceosomal snRNP assembly
Cellular component (GO): U4 snRNP; commitment complex; U1 snRNP
Molecular function (GO): RNA binding
Source: RefSeq, a predicted model, not a curated record
AGACUCCCCGUCUUUGCAAACGAAGUAGCCUCUGGAGACAGCUUCUUUGCAGACAGGGUCAAGGCCAUCCGCAUCCACCGCCACGAUGAAGCUCGUCAGGUUUUUGAUGAAGCUGCAAAACGAGAGCGUGACGAUCGAGCUCAAGAACAACACUAUCAUUCAUGGAACGGUGACAGGCGUUGACGUGCAGAUGAACACGCACCUCAAGACUGUCAAGAUGACCGUCAAGGGACGGGAGCCGAUUAACCUCGACACGCUUAGCAUCCGAGGCAACAACAUCCGCUACUGGAUCUUGCCCGACUCGCUGCCGCUGGAUAUGCUCCUCGUCGAUGAUGCGCCAAAGCCAAAGGGAAAGAGAAAGGAGGGCGCAGCGCGGGGAAGGGGCAUGGACCGCGGGCGUGGAGGCAGAGGAGGCAGGGGUGGGCGCGGAAGGGGAAGGGGCCGAUGAUCUCAGCAAACAAAAACCACAAUUGGUGCCUACUUCCUCCAUAUCUGUACUACUUACUUCUCACCCAGCCAUCAUCAAAAUUGUUUCUCCUUCUUCACGCGGCUCAGACAGCUACAGAGGCGCAAUGGAUGAGGACAUCAUGACAUUUGAAGAC